Solanum dulcamara is the source of this 540-nucleotide messenger RNA. RefSeq names its product CASP-like protein 4D1. The coding region runs from base 1 to 540 and encodes 179 amino acids. The record is from RefSeq and is a predicted model, not a curated record. The transcript has 3 exons. Lineage: Eukaryota; Viridiplantae; Streptophyta; Magnoliopsida; Solanales; Solanaceae.
AUGGCAACGUCUAAACGUAUAAUAAUCAAUUCAAUUGCUGUGCUGAGAAUACUUACUCUCUCGGCAUGCGCAGCUUCCCUUGCGCUUAUUGUUACCAACAACUUCAAACUUGAUGGAGACAAAACCAAAUUCAGUGACAUCAAAGGCUUCAGGUACGUGUUAGCAGCGGCAGCAGGGGGAGUGCUCUAUUCAUUAAUUCAGCUGCCUUUCGCAUUGUAUCAAGCCGUGAAGGAGAAGAGGUUGAUCACCGGACAGUUUCUUCCCGUAUUUGAUUUCUACGGAGAUAAGGUGAUAGCAUUUUUCUUGGCAAGUGGAGUUGGGGUGGGAUUUGGAGUCAGUAUUGAACUCAAAAAAUUCAUAGACCAAUUGGUGGAUGGCUUCGAAAGUUUAGGUGUAACUGGACUGGACGAGUUUGGGGACAAAACCGAAAAAUUUCUAGAUAGGGGAAUUAUUGCCAGUGGAGUCCUCCUUGCUGGUUUUGUUACCAUGGCUAUACUCACCAUUCUUACUUCUGCCUACCCUAAAGGAAGAGGCUUUUAG